AGUUAUAAAAACAGCAACAGCGUUAGCGUCACUGCAUCGUUGAUUGACUGAGUUAAACUCGUUGACAUCUCAUAUUUUCAGGUUGUUCCCAUUGGAAACGGGUUUUAGUAGCAUAUUUGAUCACCCGUUGUUCUGACCGCUAUUUAUUUGUCGUUAAAGUCGGUGUCCUUCAGUCCGUGCUUGUCUAGUAGCUGCUAGAGUCCGCUCAAUUUGUUGUUUUUUUUCCAGCAGUUCUUGGGUUCUGCUCAAGCGUUGACCCUGGUGUGACUACAACCAGAGGGUUUCAUGUGUGUUGGUGAUCAGGAACAUGUUAACUUGCUGACUCCAUGAGCACAAUAUUUCAGCUGCUCCAGCUACUCUUCUUCACUGUCAGACUCUGAGCAGGAGCAGCAGAUCCCCUCCUCCCUCCAGACAGGACUCAUGUCCAGACGCAGCUUGCGGCUCGAUGAUGGCCUGCUGGACCGCAGUCUGCUUCGCAGCAGUGCCUCCUUUAGCGUGGGAGGAGCCAGCUGGAGGAGCAGGGCCCGUCAUUCCUGGCAGCACUCGGCCUCCUGCUCGGAGUCGCUCCUUGUCAGCUCUCCUCGGAAAGCAGUCGCCCAGUCGCUCCACAACAGCAGCCUCCACAGCGUGGCUUCAGACGCCUCCCUGAUGUCCUCCCUGCUGGACGAAUCGUCCAUCCAGGAGAGCACACUGGUCGAAACCUUCUGGGGUUUAGACCAGGAUGCAGAUCCUAAAGAAAGCACCAUUGUAGCCAAUGAGAUCAGCAGUCUGAUUGGUUCAGACAGCUGCUGUGCCAAACACCCGGUCCAGACUGUCAGCAGUGUUUGCUGUAAGGACUGCGAUUGUCAGAGCGCACCAAAGACCAACAUGGAAACCUCCACGGUCUACUGCAGAGAUCGCAGGAGCAGGACAGAUGUGCUGCAGCUGUGGCUGAACUCCUCCCUGCUGUUUGUCAGGAGAGCUGCAGCCCGCUGCAUGCCUGUUCUGCAGCUCACCUGGCUGCCCUCUCGCUCACAGCCCAACAGGCAUGGAGCUCGAUCCGGUAACUGUGGAGUCAUGGCUCUGAAGGAACCCAAACUGAAGGAGCUUCAUCCUGUCGGAUCGCUGUGUUGCUCGGCAGGAGACAUGUUCAGACAAAUCGGCAGACGAUGGAGUGGCAUGAGCUCAGGCUUCCACCUUGGCAGGCUCUUCAUUGUACUCCUGCUCCUUCUCUUCUUCACUGGUUUCUAUUCGCUCCUUCCAGACUUCAACAUGGCAGAUGUUCCAGGUCUGUCCUCUGUUCACAGCUUCAUGUCUUCUCAGAGCCAGUCAGCAGAGGGCAUUGUGGAGGUGUUGGUCCAGAGUCCGCCUCCAUCAGCUGAAAUGCCUCCUCAGGAGGUUCCAUCAGCAGCUCCGCCAGCAGUGGUGGUGUUAGAUUCUGAGCGGCUUGUUCAGAUGGAGCAGAGUCUGAGGGCGCUAUGGGAGGAGAUGGAGGCUGCAGAGCGACGGGCGGAGCAGAGUCACAGCGAGCUGCUCCAGCUCUACGCUGACCUCCAUCAGCAGGCGUCCAGGUCCCACCACAGCAGGUACGACGCGGAGCUGUGGACAAGGGGGCUAAUGGAGCAGCAGCUGUCUCUGCUCCGCAGACGACUCGGUGAAGAGAGACGGCAGAUGGAGCAGAUGCGGCAGCAGGAUUUGUUGGUGCUGAAAACCCAAAUGUCCCGUCUGGAACAGCUGGAGCUGCAGCUGCAGCAGGUCGUAGCCAGGAGUCAGGAGCUGCAAUGGACACAUGAAGCUGGCACAGCGCACCCUGCUGUUCGCUCACCUACUCCCAGCGCCAUGGUGGACAAAGAGUCCCAGGAUGCUUUGCAAGCUGAUGUUUCCCGGUUGGUAGCAGCUCUGGUGGACGUCAGGCGGGAUGUAGACGGUCUGUCCGGGUGUCAGGACAGCUGCCAACAACUUGACAGAACCCAGCAUACUCCUCCUUCACAGAUGUCAGAGCAAAUAUUGGUUCUGAUCCGAGAGGAGGUUCGGGCUUUGAUCUACGGAAACCAGCUGACUCAGGACGGUGAUUCCAUCCUCCCCGAGUCCCUCCUGCAGUGGCUGUCCCAGCAGUUUAUCAGCGAGGCCAACCUGCAGGAGGCGCUGUCCUCUCUGGAGUUUAGUAUCCUGCAGAACAUCAACCAGCGGCUGCAGCAGCUGCACGGGGCGGAUACUGUCAGAGAGGCCGUUCUGGAUACAGCUGGGAAUGCUGUCACCAAGGAGAAAGUCCAUGUGAUGGUAACGGAAGCUCUGAGACUGUUUUCUCAGGACCGAACCGGCUUGGCGGACUAUGCUCUGGAGUCUGGAGGGGGCAGCAUCCUCAGCACUCGCUGCUCGGAGACCUAUGAGACGAAGGCCGCCCUGCUGAGCCUGUUUGGAGUUCCUCUCUGGUAUUUCUCCCAGUCUCCUCGAGCUGUAAUCCAGCCUGAUGUCCAUCCUGGGAACUGCUGGGCCUUCAGAGGCUCCAAAGGCUUCCUUGUGAUCCAGCUCUCCAUGAGAAUCCUUCCCACAUCUGUCACCAUGGAGCACAUCCCCAAAUCCCUGGCCCCCAGCAGGACACUGCACAGCGCUCCAAGAGACUUCAGUGUUUAUGGUCUGAGAGACGAGCAUCAGGAGAAAGGAAAGCUCCUGGGAAAUUACACCUACGAUGAAGACGGAGAAGAUCUGCAGACCUUCACCAUCUCAGAGGAGAACAAUGAAGUCUUCCAGAUCAUCGAGGUGCAGGUUCUGUCUAACUGGGGCCACCCAGAGUACACGUGCAUGUACCGCUUCAGAGUGCACGGGACCCCAAGUGACGUCUGAGUCAAUGUGGUGGAGAAGCUGCUGAACUGCAGCUUUGUGAGUCUAUUUUAAGUCAUUUGCACAGCGGCUGGUACUAAUGUUGGCUGUGGAAAUGCUCCGACUGUUCUGUGAUCCCAUGAAUCUGUUCAUACUUUUAUACCCAGGUUCUGGUUCCAGGUUGUUGCUGCUGUUUUUCACGUUUUAUGCAUUUAUCAGAUGUGAUAAGUCAUCCAGCUGUUUGAAAUAAUCCUGGAGUUCACGCUGCAGGUUUGGCGUCUGAGCUUCAUAUUUUCUCUGAGAGGACAAAGAUUCGGUCCUGUCAAAGUAAAACCUUCUCUCUGUGUCACUGUCACGGUGCAGAUAAAGGUGCUGAGCAUGGAAACGGACUGACGGGUCGGUCUGAUGAGGAGGAAAGACCUCAGGUUUCAGUUUAAGACAAACCCCUGCUUCAGUUGAUUAUACAAUAUUAAAUGUGUGUACAGAUUUUUAACAUUUGUAAAUCUGAAAACUGUGAAACAACUUAAAGGUAAAGAAAAUAUAAAACCUUUUCGUCACACCCGGAGUUUCUUUGAUUUGAAAGUUUAUUUAUGUGCACUGGAACAAUUUUUAUAUUUGUAUGUAAAUACUUUUGUACAAGACUUCAAACUGAAUUGUUAUAUAAUAAAAGAUGUGACAUUUUAAAA
Girardinichthys multiradiatus is the source of this 3485-nucleotide messenger RNA. RefSeq names its product SUN domain-containing protein 1-like. The record is from RefSeq and is a predicted model, not a curated record. NCBI's taxonomy places the organism in Eukaryota, Metazoa, Chordata, Actinopteri, Cyprinodontiformes, Goodeidae. Gene Ontology annotation, molecular function: protein-membrane adaptor activity. The coding region runs from base 421 to 2823 and encodes 800 amino acids. Gene Ontology annotation, biological process: nuclear envelope organization. The transcript is spliced from 20 exons. Gene Ontology annotation, cellular component: nuclear envelope; meiotic nuclear membrane microtubule tethering complex.